Messenger RNA from Hippocampus comes (tiger tail seahorse), 1184 nucleotides. RefSeq lists its product as uncharacterized. Bases 116 to 574 code for a protein of 152 amino acids. The record is from RefSeq and is a predicted model, not a curated record. Lineage: Eukaryota; Metazoa; Chordata; Actinopteri; Syngnathiformes; Syngnathidae. The transcript is spliced from 3 exons.
CCUGUGGGUCCUUAACCGUUGGACCCCGGCGCUGUAAAUAAGCAGUCAGUUCGUUACUUUAAAAAAAAGUCUAUUUAAAAGUGUUUAUCACCUUACUUGCAGCGGACUUGUAGUUAUGACAGAUGAGGAGAGCGAGUUGGAAAAACGUGCUGUGGAGGAGCUCCUGAGGGAGACUGACAGGGCUCGGGUAAGAGCCGAGACGAUGGGCCCUGCGGGAUGGUUGAAAUGUCCAUUGCGGGGCACCAACAAGCGGUUCCUCCUCAACACCCUGCGCUCCACCGGCCUGCAGCGGGAGCCCGGCGAGUCCAAAGAGGGACACUCAUCGCAUUCCACGACUUGGGAGUCCUCCUGUAGGAGGAGCCGCAGCCGGUCGCCCCCCGUCAGACGAGACAGCGGACACUCGCGCAAGCGUCAUCGUGGGAACAUCUCCAGCGGUGACCCCAAGAGGAUGGACAGGGACAGGGAGCGGGAGAUGAGUCAUGGACACAAAGGCGAGAGGGACAAGACGGCAGAUAGACGGACGGCGGAAAAAGAUAGACGGACGACAAAACCGAGGACGGGGUCAGCAAAUUGAUGGACCUAGGUUUUUUCAUUCAUCCAUCCAUUUUGUAUGUCCUCAUCUGGCUAACUGAGCUGGAGCCUGUCACCGCUGACGUUGGCGAACAUGGUGGCGAGGGAAGAGGAAAACUGGCAGUAAAAGAGGCCAAAAUCUAGAAUGUCAGGCGGUGAGGGAGUGUAAGAGUCGAGUUGCAGAAUAGGCGUGGUCAUCAAAUGCUAGUCUAGAAAUAUGUUUUAAAUUAAGAUUUUAACAUUUCUACAGAAGUAGGUGCUCAGAUUUCUUUCUGAUAGUGCUUGUCCUCAUUAGGGUAAGCUGGGGUCUGUCACAGCUGACUUGGGUCGAGAGGCAGGGUACACCCUGGACUGACUGCUAGUCAGUUGGAACAAUUAUACAUUUUCCACAGUGCUUGUACUUUUUAGGUUCUUGUCUCAUUCAAAUGAGAAACUACUCAUGAAGUAGCUUUGAUGUGAAACAACAGUGGAGCCAUCUUGUAUUGAGGACAUCGACACCGGCUGCCAUUUUGUGUUUAUUUUGGUGUAAUUCCUUUUUUUUUUUUUUUUUUUCAAAAAUGCAGUCUUUUGGUGUCCCAUUUAAAUCAAGACAGAUUGUUAAAAAUAUUACCCCC